Mesocestoides corti is the source of this 1383-nucleotide messenger RNA. The record is from the annotation of a GenBank genome assembly. NCBI's taxonomy places the organism in Eukaryota, Metazoa, Platyhelminthes, Cestoda, Cyclophyllidea, Mesocestoididae.
AUGCAGCUCUGGAACCGCACCACUGCCCUCUACCAGCCCCAGAGGACCAUUCACAAUUAUGAGAGGCGGAAGGUACCUGGCAAAACUCGAUCUGCCCGAUGCCUACCUGCGACUGAAGAUCGUUCCAGACUCCCGUGCACUGCUAACCAUCAAUGCCCAUCGCGGUUUAUUCAGUACAACCGCCUACUCUUCGGAGUCAAUAGCGCUCCUGCUAUUUUUCAACAGAUUAUGGACAGCAUUCUGGCCGGCAUUCCUGGAGUGGCAGCAUACCUCGACGUACCAUUAAUCGUAGCUAGUUUGCAUGAUGAAUUAUGCGAGCGGAUCGAAGAAGUCCUCCAACGGAUUCACGACAACGGACUCAGACUUCGCCAAGAAAGAUGCCAGUUAUUCCUGACUUCUGUCAAGUAUCUGGGUUUCAUCUUUGAUGGCUCUGGCCGGCAUCCGGACCCUGAGAAUAUCCGCGCCAUUCAACAAAUGCCGACUACCAAAGAUGUUCCCUCACUGCCCUCCUUCUUGGGAGAAGACGCUAUCAUCGCCGCCAUCUACGUUCACGAAAGUGUCACUCAGCAGAUAUCUCAAACAGUUCGUGCGUUGCCGGUUGCAAUUUUCGACAUCAAUCGGGAAACGCCAUCAGAUAUCACACCACGGCAGGCCAUCCGCUACGUCCAAGACAAAUGGCCAAAGCCUUCCUUCACCUCAGGUCUUCAGCUUUUGAUCCAGCGACGCGAUUUCCUCUGCAUUAUGGACGGCUGCCUGAUUCCCUUGGCCACAGGCACAAUAACCCUGGUCACGGAUCCAUAUCGACUUUGCUGGAGCGACUACUCAAAAUGGCCGGAGAUCGACCCAAUGACGACGAGGACAUUGCAGGUUCUGCCAGACAUUUUUAGCCAGCUUGGUACUCCCGAAACCAUCACAGUCCACCUCCCAACUCUUCAAGGAAUUCUGUCGACAGCAUGCGAUUACACACAUACAUUCCUAACGCCACCAUCCACAGUAAAGCAGACGGGUGGAAAGUUCCGUCAACGCAUUGAAGCGAGAUCCGCUAAAAUCCCGUGUGGAAGGAAGAAUAUUCGCAAAAGCCUACAAAAUGUUUUGCUGGUGCAUCGUACAACUCCAAACGAGGCUCUACUAAAUAGACAGUCGCCAUCUGAGGCACUCAUGGGUCGAAAAUUGCGGACGACGAAUUUCGCAAUGAUUCCGGUACUGGAAAACAGCUUGGAGCCACCGAGUACGAAAUCUAACCCGCCAUUUGAAAUGGGAGCACUCGUGUACGUUCGUGACUAUCGACCAAGGCACGAACUAUGGAUCGAAGGGACAGGGCAAUUAACCAAGCACACCCUUGUUCUUUCCCAUGUCAAUUCUGCUGGCAUCACGGACGAUUAG